Molecule: messenger RNA, 1527 nt
Organism: Chenopodium quinoa (quinoa)
Lineage: Eukaryota; Viridiplantae; Streptophyta; Magnoliopsida; Caryophyllales; Amaranthaceae
Product: peptide methionine sulfoxide reductase-like
Exons: 5
Coding region: 141-887 (248 amino acids)
Biological process (GO): cellular response to oxidative stress
Cellular component (GO): cytoplasm
Molecular function (GO): peptide-methionine (S)-S-oxide reductase activity
Source: RefSeq, a predicted model, not a curated record
UACACUGAUUUAACACGGUAAUGCACAAAAAAUCCACUCAUUUCCCACAUCUUCUGGCUUUAUUAUUUCAUACUACCAAAAUUACAUAUAUAAACUCAAAUUGUCAAAAUUAAUAAUUCUAUAACUAGAAUUAUGUAACAAUGUAUGAAUUACUCCCUCAAAUCAGUGAUUACCCAGGAUUCCAAAAUGCAUCAUUACAAUCUCAACAUGUGCCACCUCAAUUCCUGAAAGCAGCAAUCUUUGCUGCAGGAAGUUUUCGGGUACCCGAAUCGGCAUUUGGGAGCAUCAAUGGAGUUAACAAAACUUCCACUGGUUAUAUUGGAGGAAGCCUUAGAAAACCAUCAUAUGAAGAAGUGAGUGAAGGGGGAACUGGUCAUACAGAAGCUGUCAAAGUAGAAUAUGAUAGCAGUAUCAUUUCAUUCUCAUCACUUUGUGAUCUUUUCUGGGAUAUUCAUGAUCCCACUAACAAGGACUAUCUUAAUUUUGGAUUAAGUACCCAUGAAAGAUCAGUAAUUUUUUACUCAACAGAAGAAGAGAGAAAAGAAGCACAAAAAUCAAAGAUUUGGAAGCAAAUGAAGCUUAAUAAGAGAAUUGUCACAAAGAUUUUGUCAAUGGAAAAUUGUGAAUUUUUUUUGGCAGAAAAUCAGUACCAGAAAUAUAAUUUGCAGAAACACUAUAAACUUUGUGGAAGUUUGGGCUUAAGAAGCACAGUGCAAUUUGUGGAGUCAAAUAUAGCUUGCAAACUUAAUGGAAUUUUGGGGAUGAUGAAUAAAGAACAAAAACUUGAUGAACUUGCAAUUUUUCUGGAAAUUCAGGAGUUGCCUAAUCAUGCAAAGUUAGAUUGUGAAGAAAUUAUUGAAGAUUUAAGAGCGCUGAAAGAGAAGUAAUACACAAAUAUGUACCAAGCAUAUAAUGGUUUGAGAUUUUGUUCCUAAGUGUAAUUUCUUAUUGGCCGAAUUAUAGCUAAAGGUCCUAGCUAGCGAAAUGACAGUUAUAAUUCAUCCAAUUUGUUUUAAAUUGUGAAAUCAUUACCUUAUAUAAUUCAAAAUAGAUAAAAAGAGCAUAAAAUUUGUUGAAUAAUUUAGAGUAUUGUAGACAUUAUUCAUGUUGUUUGGUUAAUUUGCUUAGGCUAAGGGUGUUGCAAAUCAAUUAAGCAAAGAAUGAGAGCAAGAAUUAUCUCGGUAUAGAGAAGUGGUCCUCUGCCCGAUAGUCCGCCCGGCAUGGCACGAGAGCGAAGAAAGAUUAAACGAUGUCAGCCGCCCGGCAGGGCGCGAGCGCGCUCAGAUCUAUCUGGGUUGCUUGGUUUCUCUCACCCGGCAGGGCAUGGGGUGGUUCUGACGGUUAUCUUUGUUGUUUGCUUGGUAUUUUGCUCUUAAUAUAUAUGAUUGCUCAUAUGAUGAAGAAAACUGAAUAUUGUUCUUCUUGAAAAACCUUUUGCAAGUUAAUUUUCAUCAUUCAAAUUCACAAAAGCUUAUUUACAUUGUAUUGUAAUUAUCCUAUUUGUGAUUGCAAUUGACCUUCGUUGUA